UUUGUCUUAAAUGUUCAAGAACUGGAUCCGCUCACCUUCCAUUCCCCCUCACCGGGCCCCACAACUCCCCCACGCCCCACUGCGCCGCCUCCGACGCCAGCCGAUGGCAUCGCCCCGUCUCCUCCUUCGAACCAUCUCCUCCUUCUCUCCCCUCCGAGUCCUUCUCCUUCUCUCCGCCGUCCUCAUCCUCUCCUUCCUCCUAUUCUUCCCCAAACCCCUCCUCCGCCCCCCGGACGGUGCCGCAACCCCGCGGCCGCCGGCGCCCACCCCUACCUCCCCCCGCCACCUCCUCUUCGGAAUCGCCUCCUCCUCCAGGUCUUGGCCUCGCCGCAAGCCCUACCUCCGCAUCUGGUGGCGCCCGGGCCUCAUGCAAGGCGCUGCCUUCCUCGACUCCCCCUCCGCCCCAGCUUCCGGUGACGACGAUGACUCGCGCCUCCCCCCCGCCCGCGUCUCUGCAGACUCCUCCAACCUCCCGUACGCCUACAAGGGCGGCCUCCGCUCCGCCGUCCGCGUCGCCCGGAUCGUGAAGGAGCUCGUCGACGGUGUUGUCGGCAAUGGCUCCUCACCCGACGCCCGCAGCGACGACAUCAGGUGGGUCGUGCUCGGCGACGACGACACGCUGUUCAUCCCGGAGAACCUCGCUGGAACCCUGGCGAGGUACGACUGGGAGCAGUGGUACUACGUCGGCGCGGGGUCGGAGAGCGUGGAACAGAACGCGAAGCAUUCCUUCUCGAUGGCAUUCGGGGGAGGGGGCUUCGCGAUCAGCUAUCCGUUAGCGAAGGCUUUGGCUAGGGUUUUGGAUUCUUGCCUUGUGAGGUAUGCCCAUUUGUAUGGGAGUGAUGAUAGGGUCUUCUCCUGCUUGGCCGAGCUUGGAGUUGGGUUGACACAUGAGCCGGGGUUCCAUCAGUUUGAUCUUCGUGGAGAUAUUUUUGGGAUUUUGUCAGCACAUCCAUUGUCUCCUCUGAUAUCACUUCAUCAUAUCGAUCGUGUGGAACCAAUAUUCCCAGGCAUGACUCAUGUAGCAGCCUUGGAUCAUCUAUUUAAAGCUGUAAACAUUGAUCCAGGCAGGAUUUUGCAGCAAACUAUUUGUUAUGACAGCACAAAAUUGCUUACUGUUUCGGUUUCCUGGGGAUAUGUGGUCCAGGUUUUUGAAGGCAAUCAACUUCUUGUAGAUCUGCUUUCUUUGCCACAAACAUUUACUCCAUGGAGGAGAGGUCGUAAUUCUUCUUUAAUUCCAUAUAUGUUGAACACCAGGGAGCUCAACAAAGAUCCAUGUAAAAGACCAGAUAUUUUCUUUUUUGAGAGUGUGGCUUUGGAUAAGGAGAAAAUACAGAGCAAUUACACAAGGCAUGCAUUUGGAAAUUGCCAACAAAAUAUGAGUCCGGCCAAGGAUCUUAAACAGAUCAGGGUGUUCUCACAACAACUCCGUCGUCAGUCUGGGCUGGCCAUACGACGAGAGUGCUGCGAUGUUUCACAAACAUCUUCUGAAACAGUCAUGGAGAUAAAUAUCAGGAAAUGUAAAGAUGAUGAGUUAAUUGCGAUGCAUUGGUAGACAGGAUGAGAAUAGCUUAACCAAACAAGUUUGGAGAAAAACUGAUUUGGUUAAUUUGAGGAAAAGAAUGAAAAGAAUAUGUUUUUUGUUGAAAAUAGUCUAGACAUAUAAAAUUUUCAUUUAUACAUGAAGUUUAUGCUUUUGGUGUCAAUUUUCUUUUUGAAUCUUUGAACCAUUGUAUUUGUCUACAUUUGUCUGUUGCUGGCACAUUGUGUCAUGAACCUUUACCAUGGCUACAAAGACGAAGGCAUUUCAUUACCACACAAAUGCAGCACUUUUCAAGUUAAGGAAGAUGUCAAUCAUCGGAAUAUAGUCGGUCAUACGAUGCAGAUGCCUGAUGCCUAUCAAAAGGGAGAAGGUACUUCUACCUGCAAUUCAGAUAUUUUCUUACAAGCCAAGAAUUCAGUUCAGUCUCCUGACCCUUUUUCCAUUUGUGAUUAGCUGACAUUAUCUUCCAUCAUGGAAUGUCAUUUGGGCUUUUAUAAAUGGCUACAAGACUGAUUCAGAUUGUUGUCCUUUAAAGAAAGGUUGGUUCGUUCGAGCUGCUUAUAACAUCUCUGCAUUUGCUGACUGAUGAAAGGCAAACCAACCUUCAGAGAAUAGAUUGACCUUCACCGAGUAGCAUUGUUCAUUCUUUGUACUUAAAAGGAGUUACUGAUUCAUCAAUGAAGAAGCAAACUCAUGAAUGAGCUGGACGAGUCCGAGACAUCCAAACCAAAUAUCUGACUGGGUAGAUCAAGAUUCAUCUGAGACAGAGAACAUCUGCUGGACUUUGUACACUUCAAACCAUGUCUACAGGUCUGGUUUUUCUCAGUUCAGAAUUUGGACAGCAAAAAAGAUUCACAAACCAGUUUGUAUGUGCCAGUCCUUUUGAUACAUUUUGUAUCCAGAGACCAGAGUUCUAUAACUUUUUAAGAUUACAUCAGCUUCUUUUAGUUCAUGCUUCUAAAUGGUUGACAAUGGAACUGUAUCAUCAAUCUAUAUUAUGUUAAUGAAAUGCUUUACCAUUCUGUGA
Molecule: messenger RNA, 2567 nt
Organism: Musa acuminata subsp. malaccensis (wild Malaysian banana)
Lineage: Eukaryota; Viridiplantae; Streptophyta; Magnoliopsida; Zingiberales; Musaceae
Molecular function (GO): acetylglucosaminyltransferase activity
Source: RefSeq, a predicted model, not a curated record